Messenger RNA from Magallana angulata, 965 nucleotides. RefSeq names its product ficolin-2-like. The transcript is spliced from 6 exons. Lineage: Eukaryota; Metazoa; Mollusca; Bivalvia; Ostreida; Ostreidae. The record is from RefSeq and is a predicted model, not a curated record. Bases 9 to 911 code for a protein of 300 amino acids.
UCCAAUUGAUGCACUUCACUUGUAAAACAACGAUGGACAAAUUAGCUCUUUCCAUGGUGUUUCGGAUUAUAUGUUUUAUGAUUCUGUAUGGUGAUAUCAGUAGCCAACCUUUAUACGAAAACAGCCAGGAAGACCGAGUCACAACUAAGCAGACAGAGUUUUAUUACCAGAAAGUCUAUGAACGAGAGAUUCUUCUUGAAAACAAAGUAAACAGUUGGAAAAAGAAGUUAGACUCGUGCAGAGAGACAUUGCCAUUCGACUGCAAGGAACUAUAUAUGAAUGGCAAAAGAAAAUCCGGUGUUUACACUAUCUACCCGUGGGAGAGGUGUGAUCCUAAUUACCGUCCUGUCCAAGUCUACUGUGAUAUGGAGACAGAAGGAGGCGGGUGGACGGCAAUACAAAGACGUGUCAAUGGAGAAGAAAACUUCACUCGAAAUUGGACUGAGUACAAACUUGGAUUUGGAACACCUUAUGGUGACUAUUGGAUCGGAAACGAUGCCAUACAUCAAUUGGCAACGGGACGAAAUUCGUCAUUGCGUAUCACAAUUACUCCAAUGAACGGUGGUUUUGUUUCUUUCAAGAUGUAUCAUCAGUUCUACGUUUUUGGCGAGGACCAGAACUAUAGACUUCAACUUGCAAACCCUGGAAAUGAAAGUUUAGGAGAUAACCUGGUAGAGAAUAAUGCUGUUUACAGGGCUACAGAAAUGCAAUUUAGUACAUUCGAUGUCGACAAUGACAAUUAUACUGGUAACUGUGCAGCAACCUAUUCAGGAGGCUGGUGGUUUAAUAGGUGUCAUAGUGCAUAUCUCAAUGGUCCUUGGCAAUCGGAUGACUGGGUUGAUCCUUGGUACAUGCAAUAUACAAGCGGGAGGCAAGUGAAUGGAACAUCCAUGUUGAUCAAAUCACAUUAAAAGAUAUGAGUAUCAGCAGACAAGCACAAGCUAAGAGUAUGUUGUGUAACAACA